AUGACUACCUUGGUCGACAAGGAAAAUGCCGCCCCCGUCGUCACGGCUACGAAAGACCUCGACAGGCAGGAACACCACGCCCCCGCCCCUCUCCUUGAGGAACCGCUGCUGAAAGAAAACCCAAAUCGCUUCGUCAUUUUCCCCCUGCAGUACCACGACAUUUGGGGAUUCUAUAAGAAGGCGGUCGCUUCUUUCUGGACAGUCGAAGAGGUCGAUUUGGGAAAGGAUAUGAACGAUUGGGAAAAGUUGAACGACAAUGAGCGCUUCUUCGUUUCUCGGGUGCUUGCCUUCUUCGCCGCGUCUGAUGGGAUCGUCAAUGAAAAUUUGGUCGAGCGCUUUGCCCAAGAAGUUCAAGUCCCGGAAGCGCGCUUCUUCUACGGGUUCCAGAUCGCCAUCGAGAACAUCCAUUCCGAGAUGUACUCAAAAAUGAUUGAGACCUACAUCCGAGACGAUAAGGAAAGGCAUAUGCUGUUCAAUGCCAUCGAAGAGUUCCCGUUCAUCAAGAAGAAGGCCGACUGGGCUCUACGUUGGAUUGCCGACCAGAAGUCUACUUUCUCGGAGCGUGUCAUCGCCUUUGCCGCCGUUGAAGGAAUCUUCUUCUCUGGAUCUUUCGCCGCCAUUUUCUGGUUGAAGAAGCGUGGACUGAUGCCUGGCCUCACCCAUUCCAACGAACUAAUUUCUCGCGAUGAAGGGUUGCAUAGGGACUUUGCCUGUCUGAUGUAUCGUCAUAUCAACAACAAGCUCUCCCAAGAAAGAAUUCACCACAUCAUCGCUGAUGCUGUCAAGAUUGAGCAGGAAUUCCUGACCGAGGCGCUGCCCGUCGACAUGAUUGGGAUGAACAAGAAGUUGAUGUCGCAGUACAUUGAAUUUGUUGCGGAUCAUCUGCUGGCUGAGCUUGGUUGUGAUAAGCUCUUCAACUCCAAGAACCCCUUCGACUUCAUGGAGAACAUCUCGAUCGAAGGCAAGACGAAUUUCUUCGAGAAGCGCGUCUCGGAGUACCAAAAGCCGGGCGUGAUGAGCUCCGAGGAGGAUCGUCAAAUCGAGUUUGAUGCGGAUUUU
Messenger RNA from Mesorhabditis spiculigera, 1059 nucleotides. The record is from the annotation of a GenBank genome assembly. Lineage: Eukaryota; Metazoa; Nematoda; Chromadorea; Rhabditida; Rhabditidae.